Manis pentadactyla (Chinese pangolin) is the source of this 2892-nucleotide messenger RNA. It is a transcript of the gene NKPD1, whose product is annotated as NTPase KAP family P-loop domain containing 1. Lineage: Eukaryota; Metazoa; Chordata; Mammalia; Pholidota; Manidae. The transcript is spliced from 5 exons. Bases 135 to 2612 code for a protein of 825 amino acids. The record is from RefSeq and is a predicted model, not a curated record.
GCGGGGACAGGGCACACAAACCGGUUGGGCCUCUCCAGCUGGGCCUGUGCUGACAGCAGGCGGUGGGGCCGGCACAUCAGCUCGGCUGGGCAGGGAGCCGGGGCUGCAAGACGGCCAUCAGGCCCCCCGCCGCCAUGCACAAACACUACACCGUCCACUUCACCAAGGGCGCCCUGCCCCUCCAGAACCCGACCGAGCACUACCUCUUGGACCCAGAGUUGGGGCGCCAAAAAGGAUGCUGUCACCAGUGGUGCCGUGACCCAGCGGCCCUGCAAGCUCACGGGCCCUGCCGGCUACCCCUGCCAGUGCACUGGCGACUGGCCCACCACAGCAACCAGGGGGGUGUCAGCAGCUGUCGCCGGGGCCCCCAGCCCCCCGUCCUGCGGCAGCAGCCCCAGCUCCCACCUCCCGGCUGCCUGUGGCAGCGGCUCUGCUUCAUUCAUGGGGCCCGGGAGGGGUUGCCUGCAAUUGCCGCUGCCCCCAUGCAACCGGCCAGCGCCCCCCAGCUGCCCCCUGAGCCCACCACCUCACGCACCAUGGCACCCACCAUGGCCAGCGGCGGCCCAGCCCUGCCUUCCGGAGUCAGCACCCUCCUGGAGUCCAGCAGGCCCACUGGCACCCAGCCCCUGACUACCCUGGAGUUCUUGAGCCCCUUCACCUCCUACAGCGCCGAUAUCUUGACGGAAGAUGAUGUCUACUGCAGCUGCCUGGCCAAGACCCUCUGCCACGUGCCGGUCCCUGUGACUGUGGGUUUCUAUGCCCACUUUGGCUGCCGCCUGCACAUGAUGCUGGACAAGAUCACCACGCUGAUGGAGCAGGAGGCCGCGCAGCGAGAGGCAGAGGAGCUGCAACGCGUGCAGUGGCAACCGCGGAGCGUGCGCGGCUGGGGCUUGCUGCAGCUGCUGUGGUACCUGGUGUUCCUGCAGCCCAUCAUAACCGAGUUGCACCUGCGGCGCAAGAACGUGAAGUUCCUCUUCAUCCGCUUCAGCGCCUGGCAGUAUGCGGGCACCGACAAGUUGUGGGCUGGCUUGGUGACCACGCUGUGCGAGGGCAUCCGCCACCAGUACGGCGCCCUGCCCUUCAGCGUCUACUCGGUGCUGAGCAACAGGCCGACCACGACGCCGGACUGCUGCCAGAGCGAGUGGCACUGCCGGCGCCGCGUGUGCGUGGCGCUGCUGGCGCUAAUGGGGGCGCUCUGCCUCGGCGUGUGCCUGCUCUACCUGUCGAUGGGAGGCCACGUGCUGGGCCGCAGCAGCGUCAACGACAGCCUGCUGCGGGCGUUCGGCGGCGCGGCCACCACACUGUCGGGUUCAGGAAUGCUCAUGGCCAUGUACUCGGUGGGCAAGCACCUAUUCGUGAGCCAGCGCAAGAAAAUCGAGCGGCUGGUGUCGCGCGAGAAGUUCGGCAGCCAGCUGGGCUUCAUGUGCCAGGUGAAGAAGGAGGUGGAGCUGCUCACUGACUUCCUGUGCUUCCUGGAGAUCUACCAGCGGUGCCGGCUGCGCGUGGUGCUCGAGGUCACCGGGCUCGACACGUGCUGCCCGGAGCGCGUGGUGGGCGUGCUCAACGCCAUCAACACGCUGCUGUCCGACAGCCACGCGCCGUUCAUCUUCAUCCUGGUGGUGGACCCCAGCAUCCUGGUCUCAUGCCUAGAGAGUGCCGGCUCCAUGAAGGGCACAGCCGACAACGGCUACCUCUUCCUUAAUCGCACCGUCACGCUGCCCUUCUCCGUGCCCAUGAUGGGCCGUCGUACCAAGCUGCAGUUCCUGCACGACGCCGUGCAGAGCCGUGACGACCUGCUCUACCGCGAGAUGACUCGCAAGCUGCGGCGGGCCGGUGGGAACGCGGGCAGCAGCGAAGGGGUGGAGCUCCUGUCCGUGGACACGCAGGCGGGGAACGAGCGCGCGCAGGGCCGCCUCGAUGCCGAGGCGGCGCGCCUCAUCCGCGAGGCGCUCUUCUGCCUGUACGACGAGCGCGACUGCCUCUACGAGUACGUGCCGGACAACAUGGUGUCCAUGCGGCGUAUCGUCAACACCGUGCCCAUCACCGUGCGCCUGCUGCAGCAGCAAGAGCGGAACUUCGGCGGCCCCACGCCGCGUCAGGCUGUGGCUUGGGUCGUGCUCGCCAAUCAGUGGCCGUGCCGCCUCAGCUGGGUGCUGCAGUGCCUGGAGGACCGGGAGCAGAGCGGGGGCGCGCCCGAGGCCCGCGCGCUCCUCUGGGACGUGUUCUGUGCUAACAGCCACGAGCUGCACACCAUGACUAAGGCGCUUCAGAACGUGCUGGCCCUGGACGGUGACCCCGAGCUUUUCGAGCGCUUCCUGGGCACUGACUUCCCCUUCACCGUGACCGAGGCGCAGAAACUGUUGCGCUGCACGGUCAACUUGGACCACUCCAUCCGCCGCCGCAUGGGCCUCAUCCGGGCUGUCAGUGCCCUCAAGACGCACAGCCCACCCAAGUCGCCUGAGGGCGACACCCACCACGCCUCCCACGGAGGCAACCAUGAGCCCAGGACGUCUGGGUCUGGCCACCCCGCAGGGCACACCCCUACAAAAGGCAGCGAGGCCCUCCAUCCCCGGGGCUGCGCGCACUGCGACAAGCCAAGACCCGUGGUCUGAGCACCGUUCACUCCCGGGGGAAUCCACCCGAGACGGGCCUUGAGUGGAGGACUCUGGGAACAGCAGGAGGCAACAGCUCCUCCGUCUGCCCAGAUGAGGAUAUACAGGGCCCAACUGGGCCCUAGGCCCAGGGUCCAGUGUCAGGAAUGAGUCCCAGGGGAAUCUGAGCCAGAGUGCUUUUAGCAGCAGCAGUGUGUCAGUGCCAGUGUCUGAGCUGGCGCUGAAAGACCAGUGAGGAACUCAGGGUCUAAGUGCAAUAAAUGAAGGUGUGAAAGCCAUG